AUGGACGAACGGGGGCUGCGGAAGCUGGUGUUUCAUAAAGGCAUCAAGCGGCUCGGCAAGCUGGCCCUGAUUCUCAAUUUUGAUAAGACGCUUGGUGAAGGCACAACUGAGCAUUUUGCUGCCAUCGGAUACGAUUCAGCCAAAGCCCUGGCAAAGCCGCUUCCAAUACAUCGAAUCAGUGAUGAAGAGUACAGGUUAUUAGACUCUCCUCCACAUUUGUCGCAAGGUCCAUACAGGGCUCUGAUGGGACUGACUCUGCUGGGGCUGUUGAUGACGAGGCGUCCGACCCUAGGUCUGUUAGGACUGGUCGGCCCAUACCAAGCUAAUGCAGAGAUGGUUGAUCAUGAUAAAUUCAGCUCAUCAGCCGAUUUGGCCGAGAAAGGGCUUCAUCUAGCUGGUUACGGACUUGAUCCUCCCCCUGACCCAGUUUUGCGACAUUCGCUGACCACACUGGCACUGCUGCUAGGACUGCGACAAACUCAAAACACCGCAAUGCUGAUGCCGGACCUGGAAACGGUUGAUCAAAUGUUUGAACGCCUUUUAGUUGUAAGGGUAUUCAGUGAGAAAGCAAUGCGUACAUUACGUGAUCAGGGCACAAGACGCAAGUGGGAUAUGCUCGUACGCGAAUCCCAAACAAAUCCGCUGUUUGACCUAGCUCAAUUACGUCGACUGAUCGCCCCAGCAGAACAUCGAAGCUUGGUAGAUGACAAACGAAAGCUUCAAAAGCAGGCGCUGAGCUACAAUUUGUUGCUGCGUAUCACCAAAAAGCAAGCCCUUCUGAAAGAGGAAGCAGCAGAGAAGCGCAAAAUACGCGAAGGUACACCCGAAUGGUAUGUUGCAAAAAUCAUGAGCAACAAGCUAUCUUCCAAAGAAUUCAGAAAGUUGGAAAAGAAACUCGUGGAAAACCUGUAUCUGACCAAAUAUCACCAGCUGUGGGUGCAAGGUUUUACUGGAGCUCAAGGUGAGCUGGCGUUGUCUGUGGUUUUACUGCGAAUCAAUAAGAAGCUGAUCAAGCUGAAUGACGAGUUGGAGAUGGAGUUUGUCAUUGUCAAAUGUUUGAAGCAUAUAAUUAAUGCUGAGAGACUCGAAAUACAAGAGUUGGGUGACGAGCUGUUGACUCUCGGGAUUUCCAACAAUAAACCACAUGUGAUCAAACUGAUGAUAUUUCUGCUUACGAGUCCACGCAUUAGUACGCGCAAACUAGUCACAGAGGUAAUGAUCUUUUUGCUGUAUUACAAAGAUCAUGAAUUCCUAUCUCAUAUUCUUGAAGCUAUGCAUGCAUUACAGGAUCUCAAAGGUGAUUUAGUACGAUUUCAACCAUGGCUUGCGCUGUUGCUGAAUUCUCUUGAACAACACUUUAAACUGGGUGACCGGUUUCAUCAGGAUCUGGUUUUCAAGGAUUACGCCCUCACACUGCUUUUAUUAAUCAACCUGAUUGUUGAGGGUACCACACUGAUUCGUCAUCGUGUAUCGCUUAGACGAGAGUUCAAUGAUCUGAAGAUUAUUGAUGUAUUUGAGAAGUUGAAACAGCUUGGUGAUGAACGCAUUUUGGAGGAAGUUGAUAAGUAUGAGGUCUUCGCUGAGGAGGAUUACAAUGAAUAUACUCAAGGUGGCAUCCUGACUAGUUACCUGACAAGCGCUCAAGCACUGGCUAUUUCACUGCUGGCACCUGAUCUGCUUGUCCCUCAACUGGAAAGUGGGCUGUCACUCCACUUUUACCUGAACCCGACCAGUGCUCCCCUGGUGCCAUCUCUUGUACCUGAGCAAAUGGGACUCGACCCACUUCUUCAAGAUAUCUUAAAAUUGUACUAUCAUGGACUUAAGCUGGAUGCACCAGACGUGAGCGAGCAGUUCAUGAGAGCAAUCUUCGCUCAAAUUAGUACCUUGAAGCAACGGGCACAGUACAAUGAGGAGGAAUUGAAUCGUCAACUUCGUGUUCUUGAUCAUGUGGUACUUCAAGUAACAGAUCGUGAUCCCAAAAUUGCGAAGGUGUAUCAAAGGAUGGCUGAGAAUGAUGCUGAAAUUGAGCGCCGUGUACUGGUACUGACCCUGGCAAACGACGGAUCCCUGGUUGGAGAUUCGCUGUUUGCGGUUCUGGCAGAUUUUAUCAACGAAUUGGAGCGUAUGUUUUCUGCCCGCAGUGCCAAAAAUGGACGUCAAUUGAACAAAGUCGUUUUUGACACUACCAUCAAGGAGGCUCUGGUCGCACUGGGUGCGACGCUGAUGCUGGAGGCAAGUGAUGCAGGGAGUGUAACCCAAAGCGAAGAGGCACGCCGUUCAGCUCGUCGCCGACGCUGGCAUGAAAACACGAAGCCAUUGCCGGCACCCCCAGCUCCGCCAAUACCAGGAUUUCUUUAUGAUGAUUGGACCGAGUCACAAGGAACGCAAAUUCUGCCUGGUCCUGACAUUCUUUCGCCUUUGUCUCCCGAGGACAAUGCGGUACCCACGUUUGAAGACUUUGAAGUACUGUUUGUUGAUGUGGACGACAGUGGAGCUAUGUGGGCUGACCCCGAAAGUCCUGUUGGCGUAAUGGAGGAACCAGUUAAUGCUUCAAUACUUGAUUCAUUUGAGGAGGAGUCCAAGACGUCACGUUUCAACAAGGGUAGCAAGGACAAUUUGGAGCGUUCAUCUUCAUCGGGCUCGGAACCAAAUAUUGGAAAGGCACCUAAGUUCGCUCCUCUUGAGACUCUUGAACUGCCACGGUUGCCGCUGCGAAGUGAACGCCGCAAGCCUCAACUUGAUCGUCUUAGUGUUGAGGAUGUUGAAGCACUGAACCGGUCUCUGGCAUUUAUCAUCGAUCCAGACGUGCAACGUAAGAUUCAAGAGCGACUUCUGAUGCUGAAGAUAAAGGUAUUCCAAAAACUGGGAGUAUCUUCGACACCACCUAUUCUGCUUAGUGUGAACACAAGCUUUGCUGGUAAGAAUACUUCUCCAUGCCUACUGUCGCCGAAGGAAGAAACGCCCACCCAAUCCGGAAGACGUCUGCGGAGACGGGAAACAGCAUUCGAUCGUAUGCGCCGGGAACGCGAGCAACGAUUGGCCGCAGAGGAUGCAGCGCGUUUGUCAGGACAGCUGGCGUCCCUGGCGCUGCCCUCGGCGAAGAGCUCGCCUCGAUUGGCACUGCCAGUGCAAUUGCGCGACCCGCCACUGCGCACUGCGGCGAGAAUAGCAGCUCAACAAUCCGCGCUGCCAGAGCUCCCUCCAUGGAGUGGUGAACGGUACCUGGGACUCUACGAAAAGUUCGAUUCUCCAGAUGACGUCAAUAUUCCGCCCAAUAAUGUACCUGAAUUUGUUGAAAGCGGCCUCGCACCGAUGGAAACAUCACUGCCCCGGGAGUCUCAGCUGGCCUUGAACGAACCGAUUGUGUUUUACGAAGUUCUGGAUGAGGAUGACACUGUUGAUCACUCAACUCCUCAUCAACGUUCGAAUGAAACUCUGAAGAGACUUCUGCUCAUGUUGGGUCGAGAGCGUCUGAACCGCCGUACACUGGCUUUGUCAUUGGCUCAACAGCGGUUCAAUUCUGUUGAUAAAGAAGCCACGAGUCAAUUGGGAGUCCUGCCAGAUGAACCGAUUUUGGUUACUUCAUCCGGAACUGCCAGCGACCACGAUGAUUCAUUUUUGUUUAAUGAGGAACCCAGACAAUUCCCUCGACUCAGGAAGAAAUCGCUGAAGUCGGUAGCAAUUGGAACCCUGCCUUUGAAAGAUCAGUCGCGAGGUAUAACGGUAGGUACUCUGCCUAUAAGAGAGACGGUUGCCUCAGGGACUCUGCCAGUCCAUACAGCCUACAGGGGCCUGAUUAAACUGCCUAUCAAAGAAAGAUUAUCGGAGCCUAUAAAAAUGGAGAUUGGGCUUUCACCUAUUCGCACUCGUGACGCUCUGCCCAAGGUCGACAAGUCUUCAAAAUUUGCAGAGCUUCACCUGCCUAAUUUAUCUCUGCCACCUCCCCCAUCUGCGCCUGCAAGUACCACAUCAAAUGCAGCCCCUCCUCCUCCGCCUCCCCCAAUUCCAGGAUUUUUGGGCGGUGGUUCAGGAGCCGCGAGUGGCUCAAUACCACCACCACCGCCGCCGCCGCCUCCUCCUCCUCCUCCUCCUCCUCCCCCGGUGCCUGGUUUCCUUGGGAAUUUGCUGGACGCAUCUUCAGCAAGUACAUCUCAUGGGGCACCUCCGCCUCCACCUCCGCCUCCACCGCCUGUGAACCUUUUUGAUACCACUGUCGAUUCAUCCAAAGCCUCUGCUGCAGGAUCAGCGAGCCCUACUGAGGAUGAUCCACUACAAUCUUUGGCAAUUAGACCCAAGCAAAAGCUCAAACAAAUGCAUUGGGACAAAAUUGAUGACAUCGAAAAGACUUUCUGGACCGACAUUGAACAUGGCAAGCUUUCUGAUCGCUUACUAGAAAAGGGCAUUUUAAACGAGGUCGAGCAAGUAUUUGUUGCAAAGCUGCUGGUGGUGAAGCGGAAGAAAGAGCCAGUUUCGUCGAAGGUAGGUACGAAGCCCCAGAAGGUGCUGUUUUUGCAAAGGGACCUAGCCCAACUGUUUGGAAUCAAUAUGCAUAUGUUUUCGUCGAUCGAGCCCAUGGAUUUGGUACUCAAGGUUCUUCAUUGCGACAAAGAUGUUUUGGAAAAUGUACUGGUACUUGAAUUUUUCAAUCAAGAGCUGCUAACGGAUUUCUCCGAUCAGCUUAGACGACAACUCAUGCCCUACCUGACAGACUAUUCUGGAGGUAAUCCCAAACCACCGAAGCAAAGUCCGGACGAACUUGAGCGUGCUGAUCGAUUAUUCCUUGAGCUCUGUUACAAUUUAAGUCACUAUUGGAAACUGCGUUCGCGGGCACUCUUACUCACGCAAACGUAUUCUCGAGACUAUCUGGACUUGUGUAAUAAGCUAGAUCUCAUUGAAAAGGCUACAAUGCAAUUGAAAUCGCUGCAGCUGUUGAAGAACGUUCUUGGAAUCAUCAGACUGGUGGGAAAUUUUAUGAACGACACCCUGAAGCAAGCUAUGGGCUUCAAACUAGAUACGUUGCAGCGGCUUAAGUUCAUGAAAGAUGACAAGAAUGCGCUGAACUUUUUGCAUUACAUCGAGAAAAUCAUUCGUAACGAGUUUCCUGAAUACGGUCUGUUCGUUGACGAUUUAGCUGUGCUUCAACAUGUCCACAACAUACUGAUUGAGCAAAUGGAUCAGGAUUGCAAGGAUUUUGAGCGCAUCAUUAAUAACGUACUGAUGCUGAUUACAAAAGGAAAUUUGCUGGAUCCGCUGCGCUUCCAUCCAGAAGAUAAGGUGUUGAAAGCUGUCGUAGGUCCUAUGGAAAAGGCAAGACUCAAAAAUCUGAUUCUACAAACGAGGUGGGAGCUGGUGCUAAGCGAUUUCAAAGGAGUAAUGGAGCUUUUUGGUGAAAAUGCUAAUGAAGCAAAUUCCAGAAACUCUUUCUUAUCCAAAUUCGUCGUGUUCAUCAAUGAUUUUAAGAAAGCUCACGUUGAGAAUAUCCAGAGAGAAGAAGAACAGCGUGUGUAUGAAGCAAGAAAGCGAAUGAUAGAGGAGCUGAAGUUGAAAAAGCGCAAGACUGAGGAGUCAGUUGAGGAAGACGUCAAGAUACUGCCUACUCAGUCAACGUCUAAAAACUCUGAGGAUGAGGGAGAAAGCAACGGCGAUGAUGAAGCAAAUACGCUGAGAAUGCUGACUAACAGUGACGUUAUCGACACUUUACUUGAGCGACUCAAACUGAGCAACCCGAGGGGGCUGCUGGCAGCAAAAGAUCGUCGCUCUAAGAAUCGCCGCUCAAAAGCAAUGUCAUUUUAUGGGCUCCCCGCACAAAAUGAGGAAGAAUCAGAACAAACAUCUUCCAACAAAGAGUACGAUCUGGUAAAUGCUUUAAAGAAGCGCAUGACAACGCGAAAGAGGGAUGCAAAUAAAGAUGACGGCGAUGGAAAUGCAGAUCUGAUUUAUUUAAGAACUCAGGCAAUGUUAAACCAGCUUCGUACAUAA
This is a messenger RNA of Diutina rugosa, 5979 nucleotides long. It is a transcript of the gene BNR1, whose product is annotated as Bnr1p. The transcript has a single exon. Gene Ontology annotation, cellular component: mating projection tip; cell division site; cellular bud neck. The record is from RefSeq and is a predicted model, not a curated record. Gene Ontology annotation, molecular function: actin binding; small GTPase binding. Gene Ontology annotation, biological process: mitotic actomyosin contractile ring assembly; barbed-end actin filament capping; actin filament bundle assembly. The coding region runs from base 1 to 5979 and encodes 1992 amino acids. Lineage: Eukaryota; Fungi; Ascomycota; Pichiomycetes; Serinales; Debaryomycetaceae.